Molecule: messenger RNA, 1860 nt
Organism: Mytilus trossulus (common blue mussel)
Lineage: Eukaryota; Metazoa; Mollusca; Bivalvia; Mytilida; Mytilidae
Product: caspase-3-like
Exons: 8
Coding region: 1105-1707 (200 amino acids)
Biological process (GO): proteolysis
Molecular function (GO): cysteine-type endopeptidase activity
Source: RefSeq, a predicted model, not a curated record
UACGACAUGCAAAAAGAGUGUCGAGGAAAAGUUUUUAUCAUCAACAAUGUAAAAUUUGGUGAAACAUUGGGAAGUCGAGAUGGUUCGGAUAAGGAUGCAAAAAACCUUACACAAUUGUUUAUGGAACUCCAUUUUAGUGUGCAACAACAGGACAAUUUAACUGCAAAUGAAAUGAAAAAUUACCUAUGCAGUGAGGCUGGAGCGUUGAAAGACGACACAGACUGUGUUAUUUUGAUAAUAUUGAGUCACGGUGGUGGAACAAGAGUGUAUGGAGUUGAUCGCAUGCCAGUUGAGCUGAAAACAUUAACCGACUAUUUUUCAUCUGAUAAUUGUUCAACACUAUAUGGAAAACCAAGGCUGGUUUUUGUUCAGGCUUGUCGUUCUGUGGAAAGUGCUUCUAUAAAGAAAACAAGUCACGUAGUCAAGCAUCAUGGGGAGUUUGAAAUUGAAUGCUUUGUCAACACUGACAAGAAAAUACUAGACGUGUCUUGGAUAAAGAAUGCAGAAUGUAUCAAAGUGGAGACUAGUCUCAACAAAUAUAAGAAAGGAGACACAGAAAGCGUGAAAAGCCUCAAAGUUUAUAAUGUCGAAGACGGUGAUAAAGGAAAGUACCAUUGUAUUGUCAACUAUGAAUUCGAGUAUCGAACUAAUCAAUCUGAAAUAAAACUGGAUAUUGAAGACGUUAAAAAAGCUUCAAUAAAGAAAAGUAUUUACCCAGUUGAGCCUGGUACUAGUCAGAUUGAAAUCGAAUGUAUGAUCAAACCUGACAAAACAGUUAAAGACGUUAUUUGGGAAAAAGAAGGAGAUAUAUAUCCUAUCAAAAAUAGACCCAGCUUCGACAAACAUUCCAUAGAGAGGGACUAAGGCGUUUGCAAACUCAUAAUAAAGAAUGUUGUAGCCAGGGACAAAGGAAAGUACAGGUGCAUUGUCAAUUAUGACGAUGGAUCAAAUGACCAAAGUAACUUUACUGAAGUGGACGUAGAUAUUCAAGACGUUGAGAUAGCUUCAAUAGAGAAAACUAUUAACAAAGUUAAGCCUGGUGGACAGGUGGAAAUCGAAUGUUUUGUCAAAACUAAAAAAUCAAUACAAAAAGUGUUUUGGGAAAUGGAUACUGGAGACGUUAAACGUAAAAUCAGGGAAAACAACAACAAAUAUUUCUUAAAACACGAUGGAAAAAAAAGAAUACUCAUCGUAAAGAAUGUUGGAAUCUCUGAUGUAGGAAAGUACAGAUGUAUUGUGAAAUAUGAAUCCAAGUACUCAAGUAACAUUACUGAAGUGGAUGUAAAACACGACGCAGAGGAUGAUAUCACAGAAACAAAUGCCAUAGGACCACGUUAUGAGUCGGAUUCCAAACUUUAUCAACAAAAAAACGCUGACGAAAAAUCACCUAAAUGUUCAAUCCCUGAUCACACUUCUGCAGAUUUCUUAAUUGCAUAUGCUACACCUGAAGGUUCUCAAGCUUGGCGGCAUACUCAUAACGGUUCUUGGUUUAUAAAUGCCAUUGUUUGGGCUUUUAAAUACCAUGCACAUGAAGAUGAAUUACAACAUUUACUUCUCAGGGUGAACAGAUUAGUUGGAACAGGAUGUACAUCGUCGAAUGACAAGACCGUUGCUGAGGUGAAAUCAAGUUUAAGAAAAAAGGUGUUCUUUUUCCCAGGCGUCUAUGGCAACCCACCGCAAGAAUUCAAAAAUAACAAUCUUUAUUAAUGGAGAGUAAUUUGGAAGCAAAUAACAAACAAAUAAUAAUAUUCAUUUUAGUUUGCUAGUUAUCACAUGCAUAUAAUCAAUCUUAUAUAAAUAAAUGUAGUUAUAUUGAAAAAAAAAUUUAAUAAAAAAAUAAUUUUGUUUUGUUCCAACUGU